This is a messenger RNA of Ahaetulla prasina, 2987 nucleotides long. It is a transcript of the gene SCARA3, whose product is annotated as scavenger receptor class A member 3. Lineage: Eukaryota; Metazoa; Chordata; Lepidosauria; Squamata; Colubridae. The record is from RefSeq and is a predicted model, not a curated record. The transcript has 6 exons. Bases 526 to 2295 code for a protein of 589 amino acids.
GGGUGAGGUGGGGGGAAGACACAGAGAGUAAGAGAGCUUGAGGAGGAGGCAGCUGGCCCGCAGAGAAGCCGCUCGUCCUGUUGGGUCAUUGGAAGGAAGUUUGUCUGGGCUCCGGCCCAAGGAGCAGAGCGAGAGAAGGACGGAGCGUGGCGGACAACAUGCUUCCUGUGUGUUAAACGGCGCUCGGGAAAGCAAAGACGGCGCGCCAGGGAUGCUCGCCGCCGCGGGCCCUUGAAGGGUGGGCACCUCGCCCCGCCUUGUCGUUUCCCCCACCCCUCCUUCUCCUCCUCCUCCUCCGAAAAGCAGCAAGUUUUAGCGGCGAGCUCCUUGGAUUUCGAGGGCGGCGUAGCGUCCCCAGCCAUCGAAGGAUCGCCGCCCUUGCUUCGGAUGAGAAUCCCCCUACCCCGGCUGCCUCUUUUCGGGCUCUAGGGCCUAGUCCCAUGAGGGCGAAGCGUCAGCCUCUCGCUGUUCGUUUUCCCAGGCUCAGCUGGGACUAGGCUGAGCGAGACUCCCGACGGGAGGAGAAUGAAAGAAGAAGACCUUCCUGGAGAAGACGACGAAAUGCCUUCCUUCAGAUACAGACCAAGAACAAGCCGGAUGAGGACCAACUGCAGCCGGUGUGAGAAAAACCUAACGCUGCAGACAUCUGUGAAAGUGUUGUAUGUCUUUGUUGUCUUGCUGGUAAUGGCAGUGGUGGUGCUGGCAGCUUUAGUUUUCAAGAAAGUAGGAUCAAUAGCUGAUAAAUUUAACUCAACUCAGACAUACUAUGAAAAGACGAUUGUGUCAGUCCAAGAAAAUCUUCAGGAACUAGAUCAGAAAUCAAUGGACAACUGCUCCUUGUGUCAUGACACAGGGCAACUUGGACAGGAAAUUAGCAAAUUGCAAAAGGAACUAGAGGAGAUUCAGAAGAAGCUCUUGGCCCAGGAUGUAUUACUGGAUCGAGCAGGACAAGCCCACCAGCAGCUUUCAUCUUCCAGCAGCAAGAUCACUGAUGAUGUGGAUAGAUGUUUCUUUGCUGUUCAGCAGGUCAAUCAGAGUUUGAGCCUCUUUCUGGCCCAAGUGAUGGGCUGGCAGGCUGCCACUUCUCAGCUAGGCAACUCACUCAAGGAGCUAACACAAGAACACUUUGAUGUUGAAACUGCUUUGCUGCAGAUAAACUUUACCAAUAGGCAGACCUCAGACUGGGUCCAGAUCAUCCAAAGAAAGACAAAUGAGGAGACCCUGACACUACAGAAGAUUGUGACUGAGUGGCAGAACUACACCCGGCUGUUUGGCAGCGUGAAGGCCACCUCUUCCAAAACAGCUGAUCUGGUCAAGAAUAUUCAGACUAAUUUAGCUAUUGCCUCGCAAAGGAUCAGCCAGAAUUCAGAGAGUAUGCAUGACCUCAUACUCCAAGUAACAAGUUUACAGUUGCAGCUGGACAACAUCUCCUCUUUCUUGGAUGACCAUGAGGAGAACAUGCAUGACUUUCAAUACCAUACCCAAUACAUGCAAAAUCGGACAGCUGAGCAUUUUCAGACCUUAGAAGGCCGUAUGACAUCCCAUGAGAUUGAGAUCAGCACAAUCUUUACCAACAUCAAUGCCACGGAUAGCCAUGUCCACAGCAUGCUCAAGUACCUGGAUGAUGUGCGACUCUCUUGCACCCUGGGCUUCCACACACAUGCUGAAGAACUUUACUACCUGAACAGAUCUGUCAGCCUCAUGAUAACCCUCACAGAUGUUCUGCGGGAACGUUUUAGCCUGCUCAAUGCCCAGUUAAACUUCAACAUUCGCAACCUUUCCAUGGUCAUGGAAGAGAUGAAAGCUGUUGACAUCCGACAUGGGGAGAUCCUGAAGAAUGUCACCAUCAUACAAGGUGUUCCUGGCCCUCCUGGCCCCAGAGGAUUCAAAGGAGAGCUUGGCAUUAAAGGGCCACCUGGAAGCAGAGGAGUAAAGGGUGACAUGGGGAGCCUGGGCCCUCCUGGGCCACAAGGAUCCUUGGGCCCUCCCGGACCUUCUGGACCUCAAGGCGAGAGAGGUGCUGUGGGCCCAAAAGGCCCCACUGGAUUCAAAGGAAGCAAAGGUAGUUUUGGACAAGGGGGUUCCAAGGGGCGGGCGGGCCCCAAAGGGGACCCUGGAUCUCCAGGUCCUGAGGGGGCCAUUGGUCCACCAGGCCCACCUGGCGCACCUGGGAAACCGGGCUUCCCAGGGAAACCCGGAGUCCCUGGUCCUUUAGGGCCGAUGGGCCGAAAAGGGGAUCCUGGAUUACGAGGUCCACGUGGAGUUCCAGGGCCCCCAGGACCUCCAGGAAUGUAAAUUCUCCCUUUUUUUUAUCCCCCCCAAAAAAAGUUUUAAUGUGGACAAUUAAAAAAAAAGCUCUUCACUGCAGACACUUGUCUCCUCCAGGAAGGCAUCAAGAUAAUGGGAAAUGGAUGGUGUCUUUUUUUCUGCACUGUCUAAUUCCAUUUCCAGCAGCUUAGGGGGGUAGGCUUGAAAAAUCGCUCCAAGUCACCGAAUUUCCUUAAUUUUGGGAACUUCAAAGGUAAAGAAUUGCAGCUGCAAAGUAAGUAGGAGGAGCAAUCACUGGUAAUUAGAAUACAUGGUUUGCAUGUAAAUGGUCCUAAAUUCAGUCUCUAACAUCCCCGUAGAGGGCUGAAGCUCUGGAGAGAUAGUACCACUUAACAUAGCCCAGAGUCACUUGGUUCAGUGGGUGGCUAUAGAAAUUGAAUAAAUAAAUAAAAAUUAGCCAUACUAAGUGAAGAAAUGGGCUGACUCAAGCAAUAGCAACUCCCUAUCUUCAUGUUGCACAGUUGCCAUGCUUUUUGUAUAUAUGGGUGUGUGCAUGUGCAAGUGUGUUCAUAUGAGAUAUUGGCUCAUAUGCUUGUGCAUUCAUUCCACAGCGCAACUAGAUUGUGUCACUGAUCUCUUCAUCUGUAACUCUCUUACACAUGUAUGGUAUAACCGCUACACAUAUACAUCCAAAACAAUAAAAAAAAAAUUAAUGUCAA